This is a messenger RNA of Knipowitschia caucasica, 261 nucleotides long. NCBI's taxonomy places the organism in Eukaryota, Metazoa, Chordata, Actinopteri, Gobiiformes, Gobiidae. The record is from the annotation of a GenBank genome assembly.
AUGGCCCGGCUGUCGAAUCGCCGGCAGUUACGGAUUAUUCUGAUUUCUGUUUUUUUCGCCCGGAGCUGUGUCCGAUCUGCAGACAUCCUCGCGGAGCCGAACAGACGUCUUCUGCUUCUGUGGCUCCAGGCAACAGAGAACACGGCAACAACACGGCAACAACACGGCAACAACACGGCAACAACACGGGACAUCCGAGGGAGCAUCGAAGCAACGCUCAUCCGACGCUACAGUGCGGACGGAGCAGGAGAUGUGUUUUAA